AUGGUGAAUGAAAUUAAGAAAACUGAGGAUAAUGUCAUCAGUACAUUAGGCGACAUCAAACGAGCAGUAGCUGACUUUACGGGCAUGUUUGCAGACAUCAGAGGAAACAUAACGGAUGAGAUGUUAAAGAGCGGCGAUGAGAUAAACAGGAGAGAAGAAUACCUUAUUACAGAAUCGUUCAAGAAACGUUUUGAAGAAACAAGAAACAACCUAAUUAGUGACAUUGACGCUAAAAAAGUGGAACUUAAUCAAAUUCAAGGAAAACUCGAACAACCUCCGAUCGCUUUUUAUUCACAUCACUUGAAAGACUUGCUUCCUGAUACUACGAAUGAGAUUCUCAUAUUCGAAAAGACAUUCACUAACGAGGGAACAGGUUACGACACAUCCACAGGAAUCUUCACGGCACCUGUCGGAGGACUGUACCAGUUUGUUAUUCAUACAUGUGCUUAUAGAGGAAAACAUGCUUAUCUUGGCCUUGUGAUGGAAGGUAACGUAAUUGCAGCAGAUGCUAACUAUGGUGAUGAAUCUCAUGGCUGUAGUAACUUUGGUGCUUUAGUGAGAGUAAAAUCAGGAGAAAAAGUUUGGGUCAAAUCAACAUCGUCAAGUUCUAAUCGCCCGUUAGUUCAAGACAGAUACAGGAUGAACACAUUUAGUGGGAUACUUGUCAAUAACUGAAUUAUAAAUAAAUCAAUACUAGUAAUUAUUAAUGGGUUUAAAAUCUGAUUUCAGUGUUAUAACAUUGUUAUUAGCUGGUGUUAAACGUAAACGUUUUGAUGUAAACUGCUUCAAUGCAUUUCUUGAGACUCUCAUUACAUGUAAUACGUAACAGGAGUGUUUUGUGAAAUGAGUCGAAAAUUGUCGAUUUAUCUAUGAUGUGUCUAUAUAUGUUGUGACGAAUAUUAUUCAUACAAUGUUUUAUUUUGCAUAUUACCAUUAUUAGUUUAUGUUAGUAUCUUAUAGCAAAAAAAAGACUGAUUGAAAUUUAUUACAGCAAAGAAAGCGAACCUUAUGUUUAUGUAUGUUUUGUUGGUAUGUAAUUUAAAGCAAUUGAAGUUUCUAUGUUUAUUAAAACAAAUAAUAUACACCAGUGAAAUUAAAUCUAUGACAAACAUUAAUGUCAAGUGUUAUUGAAAAAAACCUGACAUUCUUAACAAAAGGACCACCAAAGGGAAUGAACUUUACCAUGUUAAGUUAGUGCAUUCACUUCAGAUCAAUAAAAAUAAUCUUGAUUUAUAUUUCUGCAAGAGAAUUAUUUUACUCAACAUGAACAUUGUAUAUCUUAUAGUCUAAGAUAAACUUCUAUUCUGUUCUGCUCCUUAAAAGUAAAAUCAUUACUGAAACACCUUUUAAAGGAUUUCAAAGUACGUGCAUUUGCACGUGCAACAUUGUAAAUAUUUGAUUGAAACUAAUGGAUUACAAACAACACAUUUAAUUGUUUCCAUGAUGUGUAUUAAAUGACAACCUUAACAAGUCUCGGUGGUUAGAGAAUUACCAUAUCAGUAAAUAACAUGGUGGUACUGGUAUUGGUUGUUGUCUUGUUUUGUUAUAAAUCAGAACUAGAACCUUGACGUAUCGGACUGUGAGUCAUGCAUAUAUGUAUACGCUUAAAACAACGAUCUCAAACAUUUUGCGAAUUUCAAUUGUCAAUCUAAAUAUUUUUUUGAAUAAAGUUCACAUUAUCGUGCAAACAUCAUAAA
Molecule: messenger RNA, 1697 nt
Organism: Ruditapes philippinarum (Manila clam)
Lineage: Eukaryota; Metazoa; Mollusca; Bivalvia; Venerida; Veneridae
Product: caprin-2-like
Exons: 3
Coding region: 1-675 (224 amino acids)
Molecular function (GO): protein binding
Source: RefSeq, a predicted model, not a curated record